Molecule: messenger RNA, 888 nt
Organism: Opisthocomus hoazin
Lineage: Eukaryota; Metazoa; Chordata; Aves; Opisthocomiformes; Opisthocomidae
Source: RefSeq, a predicted model, not a curated record
AUGUCAGCCGUCUCUGUAGGCCUGGACGGACCAGACCUUCCAGUGCUGGACACCCGCUGUAGGUGUUUGAUGUCCAUUAAUUUGGUAUUUAUUUUCCAGUAUGUCCUGUCUGUCCUGAAAUUUACCUACCCUACCCUUUUCCAAGGGUGGCAGACAUUAGUGGGUGGACUUCUGCUUCAUGUCUCCUGGAAGCUGGGCUGGGUGGAGAUAAACUUGUGUUCAAGGUCUGAAAUCCUGUCAUGGCUUCCUGCUUCAGUACUGUUUGUGGGCGUUAUUUAUGCUGGCUCUAGGGCACUGUCUAGAUUGCCAAUCCCGGUGUUCCUCACUGUGCACAACGCGGCGGAAGUUAUAACCUAUGGGUUCCAGAAGUUUGUGCAGAAAGAGCAGACCUCUCAUCUGAAAGUCUGUAGUGUACUGUUCCUCCUGGUAGCAGCAGUGUGCCUUCCUUUAUGUGACACACAGUUUGAUCCAAACGGUUAUUUGUGGGCUCUCAUUCACUUGAUCUGUGUCGGGGCUUACAAAGCAUUUCACAAGUUACGGAAACCUAGCUCUUUAAGUGAUCUGGACCAACAGUACAUCAACUAUGUAUUCAGUGUGGUGCUGUUGGCCUCUGCAUCCCAUCCAGCAGGUGAUCUCUUCAGUGCCUUGGACUUUCCAUUCCUAUACUUCUACAGGUUUCAUAGCAGCUGCUGCGCCAGUGCACUGUUGGGAUUCUUUCUGAUGUUGCACACAGUGAAGCUAAAAAGCAGCACAACCUCAGGGCAAUAUGCAGCAUGGAGUUUCCUUGCAAAGGGUAGCACAGGGUUUGUCCUGGGACCCGUCCUGUUGAACGUCUUUAUUGAAGAAUCAGAGGUGAUGCAGUGCACUUGUGUUUGCACAGGACGCUGA